Musa acuminata AAA Group (dessert banana) is the source of this 1593-nucleotide messenger RNA. Its product is annotated as probable serine acetyltransferase 2. The transcript is spliced from 10 exons. The record is from RefSeq and is a predicted model, not a curated record. Gene Ontology annotation, molecular function: L-serine O-acetyltransferase activity. The coding region runs from base 266 to 1279 and encodes 337 amino acids. NCBI's taxonomy places the organism in Eukaryota, Viridiplantae, Streptophyta, Magnoliopsida, Zingiberales, Musaceae. Gene Ontology annotation, cellular component: cytoplasm; cytosol.
CGUGCGCGGGGUAUUCACGUCACUUAACCACGAAGGUCGGGGAGUUGAAGUCGGUCGGGUGCGGUUUCAUUACCCGCAGCUUCAUUUUCCUCCUCGGCUUUCGCGGAAGCGCGCGGCCGUGCGGUGCGACGCGACUGGAUCUCCAUCCGCUUCCUCCCUAGUGGGGAAACCCUAGAGAUUUGGGGGAGUAAGCCCGAGCUCUUCCUUGUUCUUCGCUUCUUCGUUCUUGGGGCUUGAGGCCUCCGUCGCUGAUUGGUCUCCGAGGAUGGCUUGCCGAUGCGUUGUUAUCCAAGAAGUGGAGGAAGGGGAGGAACUGAAGUCCAAGGGUAGGGUUUCAUCAAGAAGAUGCCGCACGGAGAUGAUGUUUCCGAUGUAUGCGAUGGGGUCUUUCAAGCCGAAUUCCAUUGCUCGCACGAUUCUUGAUACCGCCGGCGACCCCAUCUGGGACUCCGUGAGGGCCGACGCCAGAUUCGAGGCCGACAAGGAGCAAAUUUUGAGCAGUUUCUUGUAUGCUAGUGUCUUGUCCCAUGAUUGUUUGGAGCGUUCUUUGGGUUUUGUGCUUGCCAAUAGACUUCAGAAUGCGACACUUUUGGCUACUCAACUAAUGGAUAUUUUUGAUGAUGUCAUGAUGAAUGAUCGAGGUAUUCAACGUUCAAUUCGCCUAGAUGCUCAGGCAUUCAAGGACAGGGAUCCUGCUUGUGCAUCAUACAGCUGGGCAUUAUUGUACCUUAAGGGCUACCAUUCUUUGCAAUCAUAUCGGAUAGCACAUGCUUUAUGGAACCAAGGGCGCAAAAUUCUAGCCUUGGCAUUGCAAAGUCGAAUUAGUGAGGUUUUUGCUGUGGAUAUACACCCAGCUGCAAGAAUUGGUGAGGGAAUAUUAUUGGAUCAUGGAACAGGUUUAGUCAUUGGGGAAACUGCUGUUGUAGGAAACUGGGUUUCUUUAAUGCAGGGUGUUACAUUAGGGGGAACUGGUAAAGAAGUUGGUGAUCGUCAUCCCAAAAUAGGUCAAGGUGCUCUAAUUGGAGCUAGUGCAACGGUUCUAGGGAAUAUUGUGAUUGGUGAAGGUGCUAUGAUUGCUGCUGGUUCUCUUGUGUUGAAGGAUGUACCUGCGCACAGCAUGGCUGUGGGGAAUCCAGCAAAAAUUGUUGGGUAUAUAGAGGAUGAAGAACCAUCUCUAACGAUGAAGCAUGAUGCUGGCAAAGAUUAUUUUGAACAUGUAGCUGCCAGUUCCAGUGAUGGACUGAAUAAUGGGAUCCAUUGCUCCGGAAGAAAAAGCUAAGUGGAAAUGCCUUUGUGACCGACCAAUAUUUCCAGCCAGAGAUCAAGGGAGGAGUACAGCCCCUUGUAUAAAUCUUACAGGGGAUAUGUUGCUCUCUCCCAGAAUUGCAAGCUUGGCUUGGCGUAGUUACUUCUCAUUGGCUGUUGUGCUGAGGAAGCAGCAGAGUGGUUGCUUGCUUGUCUUCCAUGAGCUCUGACGCUGAAAACAAUGUAAUUGAUAGUUCACAAUGUUCAGGCAGCAAUGUUAUUGCUAUUAGUUAAAAUAGAUCUUACGUUGUUCAAGGUAAUAUAUGAUCGUGCCAUGCAUGUUUCUCC